AUGGAUAAGGAAAGUGCCAGUAAGGGACCUAAUUUGCAGGAGUCAGUUCAGGCUAAAAUCUCGGAGAUUGCUAAUUCAAAUAAGGAUCAAGUGUUGCUGCAAGAGAAGAAGUAUGGGGCUGCCUUGAGACCUUAUUCUCAGAUGGAAGCAUUCAGAUUGGCAAUGGAAGAGUGUGAACUCAGUGACUUGGGCUACAUGGGAGACAGAUUCACAUGGAGAAACAAUAGAGAGGGUCAGCAGUUUACAAAAGAAAGACUAGACAGAGGCCUUGCCAAUUCGAGAUGGCAAGAUCUAUUUCCUUCUCACUCAGUGUCUCAUGAGAUAGCUCUUUGUUCUGACCAUAGGCCCAUUGUGAUUAACGUGGCGAAGCAGAUGCUCUAUGAGCAUAGUAGUGAAAAACCCUUCAGAUAUGAAGCUAGUUGGGCUCUAAGAGAGGAUUGUUUGCAUCUUAUUAAGGAGGAAUGGAAAAAACCUAUGUUGGCUCCUCACAAACUAGCUCUGGUUACAAAAGGGUUACAAAGAUGCCAAGAUAAAUUGAAAAUUUGGGCUAAGGCUAAUUUUGGGAACACUAAGAGAUCCAUAAACAACAAGCUUUCUCAGUUAUCAAAAUUGCAGGAAUCUCAUAAGGGUGAGAGAGAUGACAGAUUUAAAAGCCUAAGCAAAGAGGUGGAGGGGCUUCUUGAGGAAGAUAAUUUGAAGUGGAAGCAAAGGGCCAAACAAAGAUGGCUACAAGAAGGGGAUAGAAACACUAAGUAUUUCCAUCAGUGUGCAAACCAAGGAAGGACCACCAAUUCUAUACAAAAAAUCAUCAAUGAUGAAGGGAAGGUUCUGACAAACCCAAAGGACAUUGGAUCUCAAUUUCAAAAGUUUUUUUCUGAACUUUUCUCUACAGAAUGCCCAAGUGGGAUUGAGGUAUGCCUGAAAACAUGA
This is a messenger RNA of Juglans microcarpa x Juglans regia, 930 nucleotides long. RefSeq lists its product as uncharacterized. The coding region runs from base 1 to 930 and encodes 309 amino acids. The transcript is spliced from 2 exons. The record is from RefSeq and is a predicted model, not a curated record. Lineage: Eukaryota; Viridiplantae; Streptophyta; Magnoliopsida; Fagales; Juglandaceae.